UGCAAAUCUGACAUUCCACCCACCUUCGGCGUAGGAUAGCGUUGUCCAUUCUUGACUGUUCUACAAGUACGACGCACGAAUAUAGGACAGCUCCUUAUAGAAAGAAGGGAGAAAAAAAUGAUCGAUGUUGUGAUACUAGAGUGCGAUUUCAAACACAGAGUAGUUUGAGAGACAGAAGUAUCUGUUAGAAGUGCUGCUGCGGUCUUGCCUUGGCCUUUUCCAGACAGGGCAUGAUUAUGCAGAAUGGCAGUACGCUGUAGGAGAAUGCUGCGACCACCACUCAAGCGUCGGUUAUCAUGGGACGUGGUUGUUCACGUCCGCAUACGCAGUUUGCUGUUCUGAACGAACUUUAUUGCAAAUGCAGAAGGUCGUGGAGCUUCAGUUCUACUCGACGCCUUACGGUCUUUCGAUGUGCACCCGAACGAUGAGGGACCUCUCUUCAUUAAGGCUUCUAUCAUCGAUUUUCAUUUUCAUUUUGACCAAGUUCUUUGUUCUCUCUGCAGCGAGGGAUAUAUGAACCUAAGCGAUGAUGACAGACAUUUUGAUUUUUCGUUAACCGAAAGCUGAAAAUAACCGAUACCGAGUUACUGACCGAAAUAAGGGAGGUAGCUUGGACAGGGCUACUCUUCCUUGCUCAGUAUCUCGCUUAUUUUCAGCAGUUUUUGCUUAUUUCAGUUUUUCGAAUAGUUCCGUUGUUACUUCUAAUCUCCUCUGCGACAACAUUCCCCCCGCAAUCGGCAUCGAGCGGGUGUGGUUUGACAUCCGGGUCCGUUACCGAUCCUUUCAGAAGAUGCUGCAUGGAAUCUACAGUAGUGACCGUUUCCGUCUCAUUUUCGAAGACCAUCCGGAAAUCUACGAGAGCUGAAACUUACGAACCACCUGGGUAGCUUUGGUGAUCCCGAGUAGUUCUCUGGAUAGUUCUCAUGAAAGACCUGGGUAAAGUUCUUGUCUGGAUACUAGUCUUAGUAAUUUUGAGUCAAGUAGUACCAGUACGCAUUCUAUUGUUACUAGAUGAUUUUAACGUCCGCACUUCUAUUUGAUUAUGAUUUAAUUACCUUUCCAAACACGUGAAAUUGAGUUUUAUUUGCAGAUGAGAAGUCCUUGACUGCUCCCCAUUUUUUUCUCCCUCCGCUUCAACCUUUCCGGACAGGGCGUAAGACGUCGGAAUCUGUGGAGAAAUUAGCGUAG
Amoebophrya sp. A25 is the source of this 1188-nucleotide messenger RNA. NCBI's taxonomy places the organism in Eukaryota, Dinophyceae, Syndiniales, Amoebophryaceae. The record is from the annotation of a GenBank genome assembly.